AUGAGUGCACCCAGGGAUCCGGAGGCGGUCGACGCCAACAUCUCAUACCCCUCCCCCGGGGCAGAGGGAAUGGACGCUGGUCCUUUCUACAACACCGGCGCGCGCGACGGUGUGCCAGAUCAUCAUGAUCACACCGAUCAUCAUGUCGCCGGGCAAGUGCAGGUGCAGGAACAUGAUCAAGGCGACCUCCCCACCGAGCCUGCGACUCCCCAGCAACAUGUAUCGCGCCCCGCCAACCUCGAGGAGCUGCAGCUGGCAGCCCAGCUUGGCCAGGGCCUCGCCGGCACACCCAUCAUGCCCACCUCCGAUCCCAAUAUGAACGUGGAAGACCCUAAUCUGAGGAACAUCAUGCCCCAUCCCGAGCCCGAGCCGCAACAUACCCCGUCAUAUGUGCAAGACACGCCCACCACCGAUCCUAUGGUCCCCCAUUCCAUGCCCGUAUCGGUCGGCCCCCCAAUGCCUCCGCAAUACUCCAUGGACAAUAGUAUUCCGCCUAGAAAGCGAUCCAAGGUGUCGCGUGCCUGUGACGAGUGCCGAAGGAAGAAAAUUAAAUGCGAUGCGCAGUCAGACGCAGGAGACAACCCGUGCUCUAGUUGUGCACGAUCAUCCAUUCGAUGCUUGUUUAGUCGAGUCCCUCAAAAACGAGGACCAAGCAAGGGAUACAUCAAAGAGUUGGCAGAUCGUAUCCAUAGUAUCGAGAACAAACUGGAGAAUGAGGGGCAGUUGAGCCAGGACGAUCUCGACCAUCUUUUUGUCCCAGAUCGACCACGCCAGAACCACGUUGGUAGUGAUGAUGCAACCCGGAAGCGACCAUUCUCGAGCAUUUCGGGCGAGUUCACCACGCCUGCACCUACACGACAAACUCCUUGGGGAUCGGAGCAGCGAUCAAUACAACCGUCGUCGGCAGCUUCAGAUGGCUAUGCGGCCCCCUUUAGCACCGGCUCGCUGGCGCCCCAACCUUCGGCGAUUAAACCGGAGAGCACCCCCUCGAAGCCUCCAGUUGCGGCCAUGGAUAUCUCAAUGCCUGAUGCUGAUGAAGUACCGGAAAUCGACGAGGACACCCUCCACAUUUAUUUGUCGAAUGUUCAGCCGGUGUAUCCGAUCUUACCCAGCGGCAAGGCCAGAGUACAAGAAUUGCUUGCACAGUGUCCAUCAUCUGUACGAACUGCAUUUGUCAACGCCCUCCCAGCGGUGACAACUUCAUCAGGGGAUGUAAAGCUCGCUAGCUCUCUGCUCAACGAUUGGGAGAGUAGUGAGGCUCCGCACUCGCUAGCAGCCAACAUUGUGCAUGCGCAGACUCUACUGCUGUUGAUUAUUGAAGCCGACUGGCGGUCUUCGCCAACAAUGCCAUUCUUCUUGGCCCGGGCGGUUGCGCUGGCCAAUUCGAUGAAGCUCUGGCGGUACACUCCCAUGGAAUCGGCUUCAGAGCCAGACUCGGACGAUCAGUUGUGCGUCCGAAUCUGGUGGUCGUUGAUUCUCAUGGAUCGUUGGCAUGCGGCAGGGACAGGCAAGCCUGCGCACAUUCCGGACAGCAGUGUUGUUGCGCCGCCUGGCUUGGAGAACAUCUUGGGAGAAGUGUGCUUUUACCUCGUCCGACUGUCGAAGCUGUUGAAUCGAGUGUCACACGUUGUGUCGACACUACAGCCCGGCUCAACGACGACGGAGCAGCCGAUGGCGGCGAUCCUGACAGACUACAUUGAGAACUAUCGGGAGGACCUCCCGGCGCAUAUCGAGCCCGCAUCUCACCCGUUGGUGCACUUGGCUUACUGGCAUUGUAAACUGCUUGUGUCGCUCCUUACACCUGGGGCGACUCCGGCGGAGACAAUGUGGCCGACAAAGGAGUUGGUGAACCUCUUAUUCGCAAACACAUACCUCCGGAGCCCGCUGGUGAAUCACUUUGCAUCCCUUGUGGCUAUGUCUCUGGCGAAACUGUCUAAACUAGAGAGUUCGCGGGAAGAGGCGACGCAGCUGAUUAAGGACAUUGUGGAGAAGCCCGGGGACGUGUGGGACGGUAUCAGGGACAAGCUCUCGGAGCAGAUGCGGCCGACAUCGUCAGUGGAGGCGGCUGCGAGCCAAGGCCUGCAGCACCUUGCGGAUCUGGCAACGGCACACGAAGGAAUCGCUCCUGGAGGGGACGACUUUGCGUUUGGACCCUCGCUGGCGUCAGGAUACCUCGACGUCGCGUAA
Ilyonectria robusta is the source of this 2187-nucleotide messenger RNA. RefSeq lists its product as uncharacterized. Gene Ontology annotation, cellular component: nucleus. NCBI's taxonomy places the organism in Eukaryota, Fungi, Ascomycota, Sordariomycetes, Hypocreales, Nectriaceae. The record is from RefSeq and is a predicted model, not a curated record. The transcript has 4 exons. Gene Ontology annotation, molecular function: DNA binding; zinc ion binding; DNA-binding transcription factor activity, RNA polymerase II-specific. The coding region runs from base 1 to 2187 and encodes 728 amino acids. Gene Ontology annotation, biological process: DNA-templated transcription.